UUACAAAAAAAAAUUAAAAAUUAAAAAUACAAUAUGAUAAUUUUGUAAACCUAAUCUUAAGAACGUUAUGUGGUAUUAAGCAUUUAUUGAAUGGAAGCAACGAUACGUCACUAAGAUCAAAUUUGAUCUAAAAUCCAUAUUUACAUCACAUCACCCUCGAUCGUGCAUACAUAUCCCAUGACAUUGAAACGCGCGCCAAGACUAACUGCCAACUUCCACACCAAUCCGCAGCCGCCACGCCAACAUCCCCCGCAUCGCCUCUCGCGUAUAAGGAAACGAACCAGCGGAACUUUCCCAUUUCGAAUUUUCAAACCUUCUCCACAAACCAGCCAACCUCUUCUUCCUCCUCCUCCACCGACUCUCUGUCUCUGAUUAAAACAUAAAAAUGCAAAGCCCAUACCCAGAUCCGACGGGGGAGGACGAAUCACAGUCCAUUACCAACAGGCGCAUCCAACGGCUGUCCUUGCACCUGACACCCAAUUACCCACAACCUCAAAACGACGCCACCCACCACCAGCUUCAGCUGCUAGAGUGCGCCAAAGCGGCGACGCUGAAGGUGGACACAGAUAGUCUUUCCAUUUACUUGAGAGGCAAGCAUAAAGACAUUCAAGACAGAGUUUUGGACUACUUCAACAACAGGCCUGAUCUUCAGACGCCACUUGAGAUUUUGAAGGAUGAUCACCGUGAGCUUUGUAUGAGGCAGCUUGUUGCGUUGGUCAGAGAUGCUGGGAUUAGGCCUUUCAGGUGCGUGGUUGAAGACCCGGCUAAGUACUUUGCUAUUUUGGAAGCCGUUGGAAGCGUGGACGUGUCUCUUGCGAUUAAGAUGGGGGUGCAGUACAGUCUUUGGGGAGGUUCUAUACUCAAUUUAGGAACUAAAAAACACAAGGACAAGUAUUUUGAUGGUAUUGACAAUAUGGAUUAUCCAGGUUGUUUUGCUAUGACAGAACUGCAUCACGGCUCAAAUGUUCAAGGUCUACAAACUGUGGCAACAUUUGAUCCACUCACAGAUGAAUUUAUAAUUGACACACCCAAUGAUGGUGCCAUCAAAUGGUGGAUUGGCAAUGCUGCUGUUCAUGGCAAGUUUGCUACAGUUUUUGCUAAGCUGAUGUUGCCAACUCACGAUACCAAAGGAGUUUCUGAUAUGGGUGUCCAUGCCUUCAUUGUGCCAAUAAGGGAUUUCGAGACCCACCAAACUCUUCCAGGGAUUGAGAUACAUGAUUGUGGCCAUAAGGUUGGUCUGAAUGGGGUGGACAAUGGAGCAUUAAGAUUCCGCUCAGUGAGAAUCCCUCGUGAUAAUCUUCUUAAUCGAUUUGGAGAUGUCUCCCGGGAUGGGAAAUACACAAGCAGCUUACCAUCUAUAAAUAAAAGGUUUGCUGCCACACUAGGGGAACUUGUAGGUGGGAGAGUCGGCCUUGCAUAUUCUUCAGUUAGUGUCCUCAAGAUUGCUGCCAUAAUUGCAAUUCGAUAUUCUCUACUGCGUCAACAAUUUGGUCCUCCUAAGCAACCUGAAGUUACUAUUCUUGAUUACCAGUCCCAUCAGCACAAGUUAAUGCCAAUGCUGGCUUCAACUUAUGCAUUCCAUUUUGCCACGCUGCAUUUGGUGGAGAAAUAUGCCGAGAUGAAAAAGACUCAUGAUGAACAAUUGGUUGGUGAUGUCCAUUCGCUUUCGGCAGGGCUCAAGGCUUAUGUGACAGGAUAUACAGCAAAGUCAUUGAGUAUCUGCAGGGAAGCUUGUGGAGGCCAUGGGUAUGCUGCUGUCAACCGCUUUGGUAGCUUGAGGAAUGACCAUGACAUUUUUCAGACAUUUGAAGGGGACAACACAGUGCUUCUACAACAGGUGGCAGGUGAUCUGUUGAAGCAAUACAAGGAGAAAUUUCAAGGGGGCACACUCACUGUUACAUGGAACUACCUUAGAGAGUCCAUGAACUCAUAUUUAUCUCAGCCAAAUCCAGUGACUGCUCGUUGGGAAAGUGAAGAACAUUUACGAGAUCCUAAGUUCCAGUUGGAUGCUUUUAGAUAUCGAACUUCUCGAUUACUCCAAAGUGUUGCCGUUAGACUACGCAAGCACUCUAAAACACUUGGAAGUUUUGGUGCUUGGAAUAGAUGCUUAAAUCACCUUUUGACACUUGCAGAGUCCCAUAUUGAGUCUGUCAUCCUUGCCAAAUUUAUCGAAUCUGUUCAGAACUGUCCGGAUGCAAGUUCUCGAGCUGCUUUGAAACUCGUUUGUGAUCUUUAUGCCUUGGAACGAAUCUGGAAAGAUAUAGGAACCUAUCGUAAUGUUGAUUAUGUGGCACCAAACAAAGCUAAGGCAAUCCACAAACUCUCAGAAUAUCUGAGUUUCCGAGUGAGGAAUAUAGCAAGGGAACUGAUUGACGCUUUUGAUAUUCCAGAUCAUGUUACACGGGCCCCAAUUGCAAUGCAGUCAGAUGCCUACUCUCAUUACACACAAUACGUGGGCUUUUAAUUCUUAUAGAAAAAGAAAAAGCAGGAAAUAAUUGUCAAAGCCAAAUUGGCAUAACAAGGAAGCUUUGAUUGGUUAAAGGGGUUCUUGCUUUUCUUACCAUACCUUUUUUUUUAUAUAGAAAAUACAAACUUUGGCUUCUUACAAUAAUUGGUUAUUGAGAGUCUCGGGACAAAGUGAUAUUUCUGGGCAGGAAUAGUCAUGUACUGUUGUAACUUGUAGCAUUAUAAAUUCUUAUUCAUAAAGGAAUUGGUGCUUGAUAUAUGA
Prunus mume (Japanese apricot) is the source of this 2728-nucleotide messenger RNA. The record is from RefSeq and is a predicted model, not a curated record. Lineage: Eukaryota; Viridiplantae; Streptophyta; Magnoliopsida; Rosales; Rosaceae.